This is a messenger RNA of Penicillium concentricum, 399 nucleotides long. RefSeq lists its product as uncharacterized. The transcript is spliced from 2 exons. Bases 1 to 399 code for a protein of 132 amino acids. The record is from RefSeq and is a predicted model, not a curated record. Lineage: Eukaryota; Fungi; Ascomycota; Eurotiomycetes; Eurotiales; Aspergillaceae.
AUGCUGGACUGCAACAUAAUAACCAUUGAUCUAGAAGCGGAGUAUCAGUAUUCAGCACCGCAUCGUGGACCUUCCGUUAAAUCUAUUUCUGCGAAAAAACUGGACGAGCUUGCGAAACCACCGUCUAGUUCGGACUUCGAUUUCGGUAAUCUGCGCAUAAUUCAACAACUGGGAGAUGGCAAAGAUACGAAGGUUUAUUACCACAUGCAGCGCGAAAUCAGGAAUAAGGAGUGGAUUCCAAGUACACCUUAUUUUAUUCAGCAAUUGUGGUUUGAACACUACUGGAUCUCGCAGACAGGGCUGAUGGAAUCUUCCAUUGGACGCAAUCUCCUGAAAACCGAGGCCCCCAAAGGAGUUCGCGAGGCCUUGCCUGAGGAUCAUGCUUUCAACUAUUCCUGA